Anopheles coluzzii is the source of this 2205-nucleotide messenger RNA. Its product is annotated as insulin-like growth factor-binding protein complex acid labile subunit. NCBI's taxonomy places the organism in Eukaryota, Metazoa, Arthropoda, Insecta, Diptera, Culicidae. The coding region runs from base 1 to 2205 and encodes 734 amino acids. Gene Ontology annotation, molecular function: protein binding. The transcript is spliced from 2 exons. The record is from RefSeq and is a predicted model, not a curated record.
AUGGCGAUCGAGAUAGAACGAUCUCCCGUCAAAAAGGUGGUAAUGCCGUCAUCCACCGCCACAGUACGCCUAAAGGUCUCUCGAACGUAUCUCAGCGACAUCGCGUUCGUUGCCGGCAAUGCGCGGUUAAAUUUCCUCACCAUUACUGAAAGCCGGCUAAAAACCAUCCCGAGCACCAUCGUACAUCUGGUAGCGUUGGAAACGGUCGCAAUAACAAAAUCACCCAUCGAAACGGUCAACUUGUGGCUGUUCAGCAAGCUGACGCGUCUGUACGAGCUUAAUCUGUGCAGUAACAAAAUUCUGUUUCUUCAUCUGCCGGCCACAUCUGCAGGCGAUUUCGCGAGCUUGCGACUGUUGUUUCUGGCGGACAAUCUGCUGACCACGAUCAAUUUGGGCGCGUUCAACGGGAUGCAGGCACUGCAGACGCUAGACUUCCAGAACAACCGGAUCCGGCGCGUGCAAGGGGCGCUGGUGUCGAAUAGCUUGCAAACGCUCGAACUGUCCGGGAACCGUUUGGAGACGCUGUACUGUUGCGAGUGGCAUCUUCCCAAUUUGAACCACCUCGCGUUGAGUCUAAAUGUGCUGUCGAUGUUACCGACCUGCCUGUCUUUGACCAUGCCCAACGUGCUGUACCUGAUACUCGACAGGAACGCACUAAUCGAUAGCGGUACGUGGUACAACAUCUUUACGCUGAAACGUUUGCAACAGCUAGACAUUAGCCACAACCGGCUGACGAAGGCAGUCUUGGACAACAUUUCGAAUUCGCUGCUGUUUCUCGACCUGCAGUACAACAACAUAACAGUGCUGCAUGUUCCGGCUGCGCGCAUGGGUUUGAGAAUUACUGCAUCUUACAAUGCGAUCGACACGUUCGAUAUCAAAAGUCUGUCACCGAACGUUACGACGCUAGAAAUGUUUUGCAACCCAAUCGACUGCUCGUUCAAUCGUGCACGCAUGCAGAUUGGUCAAGAGCCUCUAGCGAGAUCACUCCGCUUCCAUUGUGACGGAGAUUUCAUAUGUGAAAUAUGGCACUGGAACCCAACCGAGGAGGGAGCGUUGGUGUUGGAGCAGAUCCCAAUCACGCACGGUGCGAUCGAGCUGCACAAUUUGUUGGCUACGGAAAUAUCCAGCAAUUUGUUUGCGUAUUUUGAGGCACAGCGUCGCAACAUUUUGCAGAUGCAUACCACAAUCACUGUGAUCGGGUCAACGCUGCGCGGUUUUGUGCUGGAAGACAAUGCUACCUACAACAUGGUAUGCCUUGAGAAAACUCAACUCAACCAUAUAUCUUUCGGGACGCGGUGCAAUUUGGAGACUUUAAAGAUACAACACAGCAACCUCGAGCAGUUACCACAAUCAAUAGGCAACCUGAAGGCGUUGGAAAGUUUAACACUGAGUCACUCGCUUAUUCAAGCGAUUGAUCUCAAUUUGGUAGCUGAAUUGUCCCGUUUGGUUUUGCUAGAUUUGAGCAAAAACCGGCUGCACUCGCUGUACGACUCGUGUGCCAGGACAACGACACACCGGUUUCCGUUGCUGUCUGAACUAUACCUAGGAGAAAACAAGCUGAAAAGUAUCAACAUGGACGUGUUCCAGCCGAUGGUGUCACUCACUUGGCUCGAUCUGUCCCACAACCACAUCACCGUGGUAUCGGGCUCGUUGGUGGCGACCAGUUUGAUCUCGCUCGAUUUGUCCUUCAAUCGUCUAGUGGAGAUGGAUUGCUGUGGAUGGGUGAUUCCAAAGCUGUACGGUAUGAUCAUUAACGACAAUCGAUUGCCAGCGUUGCCCAGGUGUCUGGAGCAUGCAUUCCAGAAUGUGACUCAUUUGACGUUUGACACGAAUCAACUUCAGCCGGAUAUAAUGUUCCAGCUCUUCAGACUUACGAACAUUGAGUUAUUAAGCAUAACGGACAACAAGCUGACAAACGUUCCGCUGAACGAGAGUACCAUACCCAAGCAACUGAAGUAUUUGAAUCUCGGGCACAACAACUUAAAACGCCUGGAUGUACCGUAUGUACCGAGCAAAGAUUUACACAUCGACGUUAGCUCGAACUGCAUUAGCAAAAUAGAUUGGGACAGAGUUUCGGCCAAUCUAACGAAAUUAGGAAUGGAAGGAAAUCCAUUGGACUGCAGUUUCUACAGCAUUUCCACUAGAGCGGACAUUCAGUCGAAACUGGUAUGUAAAAAGCACCGCAUUGAGCGUUGUGAUUCAUAA